Mus pahari (shrew mouse) is the source of this 290-nucleotide messenger RNA. Its product is annotated as alpha-defensin 10-like. Gene Ontology annotation, cellular component: extracellular region; extracellular matrix. Gene Ontology annotation, biological process: defense response to Gram-positive bacterium; innate immune response in mucosa; antibacterial humoral response. The coding region runs from base 3 to 290 and encodes 95 amino acids. The transcript has 2 exons. NCBI's taxonomy places the organism in Eukaryota, Metazoa, Chordata, Mammalia, Rodentia, Muridae. The record is from RefSeq and is a predicted model, not a curated record.
CCAUGAAGACACUUGUCCUCCUCUCUGCCCUUGUCCUGCUGACCUUCCAGGUCCAGGCUGAUCCUAUCCAAAACACAGAUGAAGAGACUAAAGCUGAGGAGCAGCCAGGGGAAGAGGACCAGGCUGUGUCUGUCUCCUUUGGAGAACUGGAAGGCUCUGCUCUUCAAGAAGAAUGUGAGUCGUUGAGAGAUCUGGUAUGCUAUUGUAGACAAAGAGGCUGCAAAGGAAGAGAACGCCCGAAUGGGACCUGCAGAAAGGGUCAUUUAAUAUACACGCUCUGCUGCCGCUGA